GCCCCUGAGUCACCGACUGCUCAUGUUUGGAUUCCCAUCACUCAAACCAUAUGGAGCGCAGGAGAAGGGAGUCACUGCCGUUUCAAGUUCUUCUUCAUCAGCGCUGUCCACUGGCACAAAGAACAACUCCAUCUGGAGGGAUUAUAAUUCACCUUUAAAUCGACCAUGAAACAUGAUCAAAUAAUCCAGAAACAUUUGUUUGGUUCCAAACUCGUGUUUGUCAAAAGAUGAGAAACAAAUUGACUUCAUAAACUUUCCAGAGAGACGUUGGACCAGUGGAGCAGAACAUGAAUACAACAGAGACAGGACACACCACGUCCAUCCCGCCCUCCUCAGCCCCUCCUCCUCCUCACUCGUAUCUGCACUUCUUCUCGGAGUACCUGGACAACUCUGUGAUUGUGGAUCAUUAUAAUUACACAGGCAAACUGAAGAACCGCUGUGACGGGCUGAAGCCGGAGAGCAUCGUCUUCUUGGUGGUGUGUCUGCUGAUUGUUCUGGAGAAUGCAGUGGUCCUUAUUGCCAUCUGGAGGAACAAAAAGUUCCACUUGCCCAUGUACUAUCUCCUGGGGAACCUGACCCUGUCGGACCUGUUGGCUGGAAUCACGUACAUGGCCAACAUCAUCAUGUCUGGACCUAACUCUCUAAAACUGACCCCUCUGCUGUGGUUCAUCAGAGAGGGAGGGGUCUUCAUCACCCUCACUGCCUCCGUCAUCAGUUUAUUGGCCAUUGCCAUUGAGCGCCAUGUUACUAUGGUAACCAUGAGACCGUACCACGGAGCAAAGAAAGGGCGGAUGCUCGCUCUCAUCGGAGCAAGUUGGGCACUUUCAGGGUUCUUGGGAGUCCUGCCCAUUCUGGGUUGGAACUGUAUGCACAGACUGGAGCAGUGCUCCACCGUCCUGCCCCUCUACUCCAAAAGCUACAUCCUCUUCUGCGUGUCUGUGUUCACCGCAGUCCUACUGGCCAUCGUGGUCCUGUAUAUAAGAGUUUUCCGUAUUGUACGUAACAACACACAGCGUCAAAGACUGACAUACACUGGGAGUGUCAGGAAAGGUUUAGCCCGAAAGUCACAGAAGUACAUCGCCCUCCUGAAGACCGUCACCAUCGUUUUGGGGGUCUUCAUCGCCUGCUGGAUGCCCCUCUUCAUCCUCCUGCUCCUGGAUUUUGUCUGCCCUACAGGCGGCUGCAGGGUGCUCUAUAAGGUGGAGUACUUCCUGGGAGUAGCUAUUGUCAACUCCCUCCUCAACCCCAUCAUCUACACCCUGACGAGUAAAGACAUGAGGCGGGCCAUCCUGAGGCUGCUCUGCAGACCGUGUCUCAUCACCAGUGACGGUCAGGUGAAGAAGCUGGGCAUGCCUUUCCUCGAGUGCAGCUUCAGUAAAACUGAAGUGGCAUCACAGAAGUUAGAGGGAGGCCUGGAGACCACCAUCUCCUCUGGGAAUCUCAGCCCACCUCCAAUAAAGACCCUCUACCCAAAACUGAUCAAGCCAUAAAACAACGUCAGAAGUAAAUGACUGAAGUAAAAGCCAAACACAUGAGCAGACCUGUGAAACAGUAAAACAGUGGACUGUGUAGUACAGAGAAUCUGUUCUGUACAAAGCUGCAGGUGACUCUACAACUUUGUAAAUAUUGAAUAAACUAACAUGCACUGAAAAUCAGUACCAAGCUAUGAAGUAAAGAAACUGCAUUUUUUCAUGAAACAGACCCAGGUCACUGGGCUGGUUCCUGGUGAACUAAAGUGUGGUUAUGUUUUCUGUAAGUGUCUUCUCUUCAUGUGUUGACACAGAGUGAAAGUGACAGUGUCCACCUGAUUAUCGCUGGCUCGAGUCCAUGGUGGGUCUUUGUCGCCUGUUUGUGGCUGUAGAAAAAUAACAGACAUGACAGAAAAAAUGUGUACAAUCUCAUUCCAGUUAAACGUUUGAAAUCACAAUUCUCCUUUGAAACUACGUUUGAAACACUGUGGAAAAGUGGCUUGGGGUUUUCCCAUUUCCUUAAAGGUCACAGUGAUCUCAGUAUUUAGCUCCAGUACUUCUGUUUUCAUCUGUGUCAAGUUAAAAUAAAGUCAUGAUUUCUUAUUUACGACAUAUUUCUGUUAAAUUAUUGUGUGAUCCACAGUGAUGCUAUUGUCCAGAUGGAACAUGUUCAUAUUAUACCAUCACUCAGUCUGAGAAAGCUGACCCACAGAGGCAGUGUACAGUGUUUUUAUCGUAUGUUACAGACUUUGUAUCUCAUCUGUUGUAAAAUGUCGUAGCAACAAAAUAUUGUUC
Molecule: messenger RNA, 2264 nt
Organism: Periophthalmus magnuspinnatus
Lineage: Eukaryota; Metazoa; Chordata; Actinopteri; Gobiiformes; Gobiidae
Gene: s1pr5b
Product: sphingosine-1-phosphate receptor 5b
Exons: 2
Coding region: 288-1490 (400 amino acids)
Biological process (GO): G protein-coupled receptor signaling pathway
Cellular component (GO): membrane
Molecular function (GO): sphingosine-1-phosphate receptor activity
Source: RefSeq, a predicted model, not a curated record